UCAGUCACUCGCCUGCUGUAAACAGACGGUGUUCAGCUCAACUCCGGGUGGAUCCGACCAGAACCCGAACAGGCUACCAAAAACCGCGAUGCACUGGGAGUGAGCAUCAUCAGACAGAAAGGAGGGCCACAACCACUGUGUUUUCUUCAAACUCAGACAACAAAGUCUUCUACUGUGUAUACAAUGGCCACCAUCGAAGACGGUAACAUGAACACCUUCGGCCCGGAGCUGCCGGCCAUGUUUGAUGGCAUGAAGUUGGCAGCAGUGGCAACUGUCCUCUACAUCAUUGUCCGCUGUCUGAACCUGAAGAGUACCGCAUCACCACCAGAGAUCAUCCACCAGGAUACACUGCUCAGCCGCUACCUGUUCAAAUCCUGCCCGAUGCUGACCAAAGAAUACAUUCCUCCCUUAUUGUGGGGUAAGAGUGGACAUCUCCAGACCGCCCUGUAUGGCAAGAUGGGGCGUGUCAACACUCCAACACCCUGCGGUGUCCGCAAGUUCCUCCCAAUGCAGGACGGGGCCACAGCGUCCUUUGACCUCUUUGAGGCUCGUGGAGACCACAGCACAGGAGAUGACAUUACCAUGGUAAUCUGCCCUGGGAUCGGUAACCAUAGCGAGAAGAACUACAUUCGGACUUUUGUGGAUCACUCCCAGCAGCAGGGUUACCGCUGCGCCGUCCUCAACCACCUGGGUGCCCUGCCCAACAUGGAGCUCACCUCUCCCCGCAUGUUCACUUACGGUUGCACCUGGGAGUAUGAGGCAAUGGUGAGCAAUAUCAAACAAGCUUUUCCUCAGACGCUGCUGAUUGUUGUGGGCUUCAGUCUGGGGGGAAACAUUGUCUGUAAGUUUCUGGGCGAGAAACAAUCCAACCAGGACCGAGUGCUCUGCUGCGUCACCGUCUGUCAGGGUUACAGCGCCCUCAGGGCCCAGGAAACAUUCCUUCAGUGGGACCAGUGCCGGAGGCUCUACAACUUUGUGUUGGCGGACAACAUGAAGAAGCUCAUCCUGUCACACAGGAGCACUUUGCUUGGCCUGAACUCCAGCAAUAUUUGUGACGCGGACCUGGGCAAACUGUACGCAGCCACGUCUCUGAUGCAGAUCGACGACAGCAUCAUGAGGAAAUUCCACGGCUACAGCUCCUUGAAGGAGUACUACGAGAAGGAGAGCUGUGUGCACUACAUGAAGAAUGUCACUGUGCCUCUUCUCCUGGUAAACUCAUCGGACGACCCACUUGUUCAUCAGUCACUUCUGGAUAUUCCACGCACGCUCGCAGAAAAGAUGCCCAAUGUGAUAUUCGUCCUGACCCAACAUGGAGGCCACCUGGGCUUCUUUGAGGGAGACGUGCUGUUACCUCAACCCCUCACCUGGAUGGACAAGGUCAUAGUGCAGUACACCAACGCCAUGUGCCACUGGGAGAAGAACCUGCCGGCCUGCCAGAAGAGCAGCCACCAUGACAGGAACUCAUGCCUGCAGAGCACAGGGGUAACACAAAGUGGAUAACAUGCUAUACAUAGAAGUCUGGAGA
Perca flavescens (yellow perch) is the source of this 1525-nucleotide messenger RNA. RefSeq names its product monoacylglycerol lipase ABHD2-B. Gene Ontology annotation, biological process: acylglycerol catabolic process; sperm capacitation; medium-chain fatty acid biosynthetic process. Gene Ontology annotation, molecular function: monoacylglycerol lipase activity; acetylesterase activity. Gene Ontology annotation, cellular component: sperm plasma membrane; sperm flagellum. The record is from RefSeq and is a predicted model, not a curated record. The transcript has 11 exons. The coding region runs from base 184 to 1500 and encodes 438 amino acids. NCBI's taxonomy places the organism in Eukaryota, Metazoa, Chordata, Actinopteri, Perciformes, Percidae.